GGGCGCGGCGCGCGCCGCUACGCUCGGCGCCUUGCGCUCCCGAGGCGGGGUGAAAGGUGACGUAUCUUCGCCUACAGACAAACAUGGCGGAGACCGAGCAGCAGCGACCAGGCGCCUCCCCUGAAGAUGACAAGGCAGCUUCGCUCCCCAGCUUCAAAUUCUGCAUCCCCAAGAAGGAGAUCAACAUGGUGCCCGACAUGGGCAAGUGGAAGCGUUCGCAGGCCUAUGCUGACUAUAUUGGAUUCAUCUUGACCCUGAACGAAGCUGUAAAGGGAAAGAAGCUGACAUGCGAAUACAGGGUGUCAGAGACAGUGCAGAAGCUGCUGGACGUGUUGAACACACUGGACCGCUGGAUUGACGAGACGCCGCCAGUGGACCAGCCGUCCCGCUUCGGCAACAAGGCCUUCAGGACGUGGUACGCUAAACUGGAGCAGGAGGCAGAGGCCCUGGUGUCCACCAUCAUCCCCCCUAAGCUCAGUGCCGCCGCCCCGGAGGUAGCCGUCUAUCUGAAGGAGGCUGUGGGGAACUCCACCAGAAUAGAUUACGGGACAGGUCAUGAGGCUGCCUUUGCCGCCUUUCUCUGCUGCCUCUGCAAGAUCGGCGUCCUGAUGGUGGACGACCAGCUGGCCAUAAUGUUCAGGGUGUUUGACCGGUAUUUGGAAGUGAUGCGGAAGCUACAGAAGACCUAUAGGAUGGAACCAGCAGGAAGCCAGGGUGUCUGGGGGCUUGAUGACUUCCAGUUUCUGCCCUUCAUCUGGGGGAGCUCCCAGCUCGUAGAUCACCCCACCUUGGAGCCCAGGCACUUUGUGGAGGAGAAGAUGGUGAAUGAACACCACCAGGACUACAUGUUUCUGGAGUGCAUCAAAUUUAUUAAUGAGAUGAAGACUGGCCCGUUUGCAGAGCACUCAAACCAGCUGUGGAACAUCAGUGCAGUGCCCACCUGGUCCAAAGUCAAUCAGGGACUCGUCAGAAUGUACAAAGCUGAGUGUCUGGAGAAGUUCCCCGUCAUCCAGCACUUCAAAUUCGGCAGCUUGCUCUCCAUUCAGCCCCUGAAGCCAUGAGUCUGGGUCUGGGUCAGAGGAGCCGGGUGGAGGUGGCCAAAAAUCGUGGCGGGGGGGGGGAGCAUUUCAGCGCUUAGGGAUCUAUGUACAGUAAAACCUCAUUUUCACCUUACGCCCCCACCACCAAAUCUCUAGUUUUUUUUAUUUCCCUCCCGAGAUCAAUCACAUUCUGUGUGCCAGUUUGAAUGUGUGGAUUAGCAGAAGAUGCAAGUCAUCACCAGUGCUGUUUUUACCCGUGUACCUAUUUAUUUGUAUAAAUAUCCAGACAGCGUGGGAGUAAAAUAAUGUAAGUGAACCCUAGUUUGGCACAAGUCAACGGAAUUAAAAAGUAAAUCUGAUUUACUAUGUAUUCCUGUAGUCAGUCUGUCUGAACAGAGCUAGGUUCAUCCACUGGCGGUGCAGUGUGGUGAUGUCUGAGGUAAGCAGGGCAUCCAAAUACUGCUUGGCUAAGACGACUCUUUGGGUAGUAAAGAACCUUGAUUCUUUAAUGCAUUUACAUUAUUUAAAAUUGUACAUAAGCUGGAAAAAGUCUCAAUAAAGAUAUUGUUUGUGUAUGAAAA
Molecule: messenger RNA, 1621 nt
Organism: Paramormyrops kingsleyae
Lineage: Eukaryota; Metazoa; Chordata; Actinopteri; Osteoglossiformes; Mormyridae
Gene: ptpa
Product: protein phosphatase 2 phosphatase activator
Biological process (GO): mitotic spindle organization
Cellular component (GO): cytoplasm; protein phosphatase type 2A complex; nucleus
Molecular function (GO): peptidyl-prolyl cis-trans isomerase activity; protein tyrosine phosphatase activator activity
Source: RefSeq, a predicted model, not a curated record